CCGAGGCACGGACAUCGGAAUGCCACAGGCUGUCUCACUGCUGCCCUUUCUGCUGGCACUCAUGGGAUAUGCUUUUGCAGGGCUCAAUAUCUGGCCCUCCUUCCACGUUGCCCUUAGCAACGCCAGUGUAUUUGUGGACUUCAGCACAAAAUCCAACAGCAGCACCAUCCGCAAUACAAGCCUUUCUCUGAUCAACACGGAAACCAACACCACCCUUCUGACCAGGACCAUCUCCGACAUCCAAUCGGCCGGUAGGGUGGAGUUCAACUGUUCUUGCUUCCUGUAUGCAGGAACUUUCCGGUUCCUGCUGAAGCAGACCAGCAUCACUGCUGCUUCUCAUGCUAAUGACACACAGGACAUUAGCGCACAGAGCACUACCUGGUGGUGGAGCUCAGAGCUGCAGGUGCAGUGGCCCACCUUUCACAUCGCUGUGGAAAGGGCCGGAAACCACUCAGGAUCAUUUCAGGUUGGGAUAGCCACUAAUGAACACUUUCAGGCGUGCUCCAGGGGCAUUGACGCGGCUCUCUUCUUGGAAGUCAGCUACAUAGAGUACAACCAGAUAGGGCGAAUCAGCAUCGACAAGGUCCAAGCCCGCACACGACACCCAAUCAAACCCCUCCGUUCCCAGAGUGUCGAGCUGUCCUGCGCCUUCCCCUUCACAGAAAGAGACUUCAUACGAGUGGCUUUACGGUCUCCUCAUGAAGCACAGGAUGUGAAGAGCUCUGGGCCGCUGUACCUGUCCCGCAUCUUCUCCUAUAAGCUGCUGGUGGAAAAUACCAACGCUUACAGGAGUGGUUGCGAAGGAACUAUGACUGUUAAACUGAUAACUCCACCGUGUGCUCACAUCAAUGGGAAGGUUUUACUGUAUAAGGAUGCAGGUGCUACGAGAGGGAUUGCAGUUUCACCUGGGAUGGAAGCAGGUGAAACAGCACUGAUGGGGUUGGGACCAGAGGAGCCCUCUUCACCCCCGUUGGCCUUUAACUGGCUGACCCAGGGAGAGAACGAGACAGAAUUCAACUGUUCUGUGUUUUACACUGGAAGGAACAAGUACUGCUUUCGCUUUGUUCUCAACUUCAGUCGCUCCCCGAGUCCUGCACAGACCUGUUUGGUGGUUCACAGAAGUGCAGAGUCAUGGGGCUCAUGGCUGCCCUGGAGUGUGUGCAGUGUGAGCUGUGGAGAGGGGGUGAGGGAACGAGUGCGUGAGUGUUUGCUGCCCUCAGGUGUGGGAGGGAUGCAGUGUACUGGCAUGGUGAAGGAACAGUCCCUCUGCUCGCUGGAGGACUGUGUCGUGUUGCCCACUCCUUCUCCAUCCCUCACCCCUGGGGCUGUCGGACUUGCCCCUCUGGGUGGUAACAUGGUCGUGGUGGCUGGUAUCUCCCUCUGCCUGGCUGUGAUUCUGGCUACGGUUCUGGUGACUUUGUGGAGAAAGCUUUGCAAGACCCCUCAGUGCAGCUCUGUACGCAGAGGCUCCAUGCAUUCCCCUGGAGGGCGCAAGCUCUCUGAUGAGGCGUCCAUUUUUGGCCACAGCCUCCAAAGACCCAGCCUGUCUGACGGCCAUGGCCAACCGGGGGGCAUAGCUGUGGGUGUAGCCCAGAAAGACAGGCCUUCCCUGGGUCAGCUUCUCUCACAGACCCCGGUGAUUCCUCUCUCACAGGACCCAGAAAGGCUGUCCCCUACAGGUCAGAAGAUGAUGCCACCAAUAUUUGGGUACCAUUUGGCUCAGCAGCAGUUGAAAGAAAUGAAGAAGAAAGGGUUAAAGGAGGCAACACAGAUGUACCAUGUCUCUUCAAGCCCAGUCCAUGACACUGUGUUAGGGACAUCUGCUUCACCCACAAACUCCUCCAUUCCUACACCAAGUGGAUUUGCUCAUCCCACACUCUCCGUGGGCCUCCAGGAAGACACUAACUACAAUCAUUUUCAGAUUGCAACUCCCUUUUCUGAGUUGCCAUUGCAGACUUCUAGGUUCACGCCGGACAGACUGAGUCCCAGAGUGGAGCUUGUCUUGGGUCCUUCUGCUCGUGCAAGUGGGGGCAGCUCAAAAUGGCGUGACCGCACUGCUGACUGGGUGGAGAUGGUAGAGAGAAGUGGGUUUGCAGGUCUCAGAGGAGGAGGAGUAGAUGCAGGGAAGGCAAACUCCUUUAAUACAAAUCCAAAUUUCCGCCGGACCUCCAGUUUUAAUGACACCAAACCCCAACCUCGAUCCUCUGGACACUGCAGACCGUUUAGAGAAAGGAGUCUGACCCAGGUUGGAUCUCGGACCCUUCCUGAAGGAAGUUGUUGGAAUAAAGCAGGACGGCAGCCAUACAGCUCUUACCCCAUUCCAGAGCACGGGGCCCUAGAGUGGGCUAAAUCCAGACCCCAGAUAAAUUACCAGAGGCAGCCUUGGAUAGAGACAGCUUCUCCUUCUUACAACAAUGAACUCAAACACAUAGGAACCAAAACCAACAGCAUUUCAGCAUCAGCGAAACAUGCGGAUGCAGAAGUCAGUGGCUCUCAGGAUAGGCAAAGGAGUGGUGAGGCAGGAGGUGGAGAGGGAAUCUCAGGGAUCGGGGGUCCAGCCGCGAGGCCUGCCAGCCUGAGUGUGGAUCGGGCAGAGCGUGCUGAGCAGAACUGGAACCGUCGUGGGCCAUCGCCUAUCCAGAGGAACAUCCUGGCCCGGAAAUUAAAGGACGCUCAGUCGUACUCCGGGGUCAAGGGGCGGCAGCGCAGCUCCACCUUCAGUGUAUCGGCCUCGGAGCAGAGGAAAGGUCGCUGCCACUCUCUGCCCAUGUCUGGAGGUUAUGGCAGCAGUGGUGUCCCCCCCUACAGGCUGAGUGAGGCAGAGCAGAGGAUGUUGGACCUAGAUCUGUCCUCAGCAUAUGUGGGCGAAGAGGUGUAGAGGUUUGUAGUACCAGGGAGGAAUUUCUAUUGCUAAUUACAUUCAUUCCUAACCUAAUCCUCUCUGCCAUAUCUGUGACGUGAUCCUGAGACACACAUAUCAAUGAAGAUUGUAUUGUAUGUUUGAGAUUUUGGAAGUUUGCUUAUAUAUA
This is a messenger RNA of Cyclopterus lumpus (lumpfish), 3029 nucleotides long. Its product is annotated as thrombospondin type-1 domain-containing protein 1. NCBI's taxonomy places the organism in Eukaryota, Metazoa, Chordata, Actinopteri, Perciformes, Cyclopteridae. Bases 20 to 2878 code for a protein of 952 amino acids. The transcript is spliced from 7 exons. The record is from RefSeq and is a predicted model, not a curated record. Gene Ontology annotation, cellular component: cell periphery.